This is a messenger RNA of Harpegnathos saltator (Jerdon's jumping ant), 5375 nucleotides long. It is a transcript of the gene Fim, whose product is annotated as plastin-2 fimbrin. The record is from RefSeq and is a predicted model, not a curated record. NCBI's taxonomy places the organism in Eukaryota, Metazoa, Arthropoda, Insecta, Hymenoptera, Formicidae. Bases 537 to 2444 code for a protein of 635 amino acids. Gene Ontology annotation, molecular function: actin filament binding; calcium ion binding. The transcript has 4 exons. Gene Ontology annotation, biological process: actin filament network formation; actin filament bundle assembly. Gene Ontology annotation, cellular component: actin filament bundle; cytoplasm; actin filament.
UGCGAAUUCGGACGUUUUCGGCGGCGGUCGGGCUCGGUGGCGCGCGCGGUGUUUGGCGCACCGCGCGCACCGUUCCCUCAGUGUUCGCUGCGACUCGAAGUGGGAGGGACGUUGUCGUGUACGUUGGUAGAGACCGGCUGACGAUCCUGCGUCUCGUGCGGCAGCCCAGAGACUUUGUUUCUCUCUCAAGGAGGGACACAGUGCGAGCGUUCCCGCCGAACGAACGUGACGUAGUAGCGCGCGUAGUUCGGCGUUCGCCACCGAGUGAGAAAGAGAAGAACAUCGUCCUCGCAGACGAGAAGUGCCGCACGUUGCGCGCCGCAUUGUGUCACGGCGUUAUACGACGCACAAGAGUCGCCCGGCCGAGAAGGACAAGCAGGCGGAUCGAAGGGAAGGAGAGAGAGAGAGAGAAAGGGAGUGGGAGAGAGAGAAAGAGAGAGAGAGGAAGAGAAGGAGAGCCGCAGGAUCGGCGGAGAGACAGGUACCGGGUUGCCGCGGAGAAAGGAAAGACGCAAAGGAUCACAUAUUCGGACAACAUGGCCACCACGAUCGACGACCGGCAGGAGCUGUUGGAGCAAUUCCAAGCGAUCGACGCGAAUGGAGACGGCUUCAUCAACGUCACCGAGCUGCGUAACGCGUUGGACGUGUGCGGCUUCAAGAUGCCGGGCUACAAGGUGCGCCAGAUGAUCGAGGAGUACGACGACAAGCAGCAGCUGGAGCACAAAGGUCGGCUCUCGUUCGAGGAGUUCGAGAAGCUCUGCAAGGAGCUGAAGGCCAACGAACUCGGCUCCACGUUCAAGCAGGUCGUCUCGAAGAAGGAGAACCUCGAGACCCUGGGCGGCAUCUCCGAAGCGUCCAGCGAGGGCACCACGCACUCCGUCAGGCUCGAGGAACAAUUGGCGUUCAGCGACUGGAUCAACACCAAUCUGUCGCACGACCCUGACCUGAAGCACCUGCUGCCGAUCGACGCCGAGGGGAAGACACUCUACGAGAAAGUCAAGGACGGAAUUUUGCUCUGUAAAAUAAUCAACCACUCCUGCCCGGACACGAUUGACGAGCGAACCAUCAACAAGAAGAAUCUGACGUUGUACAAGAAACACGAGAACUUAACGCUGGCUCUGUCCUCGGCCCAGGCUAUAGGCUGCAAUAUCAUAAACAUCGACGCCCACGACCUCACGAAAGGUUCGCCGCAUUUGGUGCUGGGUCUGCUGUGGCAGAUCAUCCGAAUCGGUUUGUUCAACCAGAUCACUCUGGAGAACUGUCCCGGCUUGGCCACGCUUCUGCGGGACGGCGAACGCAUCGAGGACCUGUUGAAGCUCUCGCCAGAGUCCAUUCUGCUCCGAUGGGUGAACCAUCACCUGGAGAACGCUGGCAUCGCCAGAAGGUGCAACAACUUCCAGUCCGACAUCACGGACUCUGAGGUGUACACCUAUCUCAUCAAGCAGAUCGCACCUAGCACGACCGGCGUCACAUUGGAAGCGUUGAUGGAGCCGAACCACAUGUCCAGGGCGGAAAUCAUGCUUCAGCAGGCGGCGAAACUGGGCUGCCGCAGUUUCGUCACACCCAGCGACGUGGUGAACGGCAUCUACAAGCUUAAUCUGGCCUUCGUCGCCAAUAUGUUUAACAAUUAUCCUGGACUCGACAAGCCCGAGAGUAACAUCGAGGGUCUGGAGUCGCUGGAGGAGACGAGGGAAGAGAAGACUUACAGGAACUGGAUGAACUCAAUGGGCGUAGCGCCGCACGUUAAUUGGCUCUACUCCGACCUGGCUGACGGUCUGGUGAUAUUCCAGCUUUACGAUAUCAUCAAGCCGGGCACAGUGAACUGGAACAAGGUGCACAAGAAGUUUACCAAGCUGAGGAAGUUCAUGGAGAAGUUGGAGAACUGCAAUUACGCCGUCGAGCUAGGCAAGCAGAUGCAUUUCUCGCUGGUAGGCAUCGCUGGGCAGGACAUCAACGACGGAAACGCGACUCUCACGUUGGCGCUGAUCUGGCAACUGAUGAGAUCGUACACAUUGUCGAUUCUGACAUCCUUAGCUGGCACCCAGGGCAGCACUCUCGUCGAGAAGGAGGUUGUCCAGUGGGUGAACUCGAAACUGCAAGCCGCAGGGAAAUCCAGUAGUAUCAAGGGUUUCCAGGAUUACGCGAUAUCAGACGGCAAGGUCGUCCUCGAUCUCAUCGACGCCAUCAAGCCUGGUUCGGUGAACUACGAUCUCGUGAAGGAAGGAGGAACCGAGGGGGAGAGCUUGGACAACGCCAAGUACGCGAUAUCCUUGGCCCGGAAGUGCGGGGCGCGCGUUUAUGCGCUACCCGAGGACAUCACCGAGGUGAAGCCGAAGAUGGUGAUGACGGUGUUCGCCUGCCUGAUGGCGAUGGACUACGUACCCAACAUGGACUCGGUGAAGAACCAGCAAAACAACAUCAACAACAUGAACAACGGCCAAUAAUGUCGCGCCACCGACAGCGACGACGUGUCCCCAUCUGCACGUGCCGUCACACGUUUUGUACACAGCGGACUUUCGACUGGCGGCGGGUCGCACCUUGCGCUUCUUCCACGAGCGUAAUAACUGUAUAUACGUAGGCUAGGUUAGCUUGUUCUUUCGAAGAGAGUCUACUAGAGAAGAAUCCGUGAGACGAGAAGGGGAAGCCUCUGGCAAUCCCGACGACGACGACGAUGACGAUGACGACGACGACGACGACGACGAUGACGAUGACGAGAUCGGUUCUCGUGUCGCGAGUCUAUGGAUUCGUUCUCGCAUUCCAUCGUCGCCCGUGAAGCAACUGUGCCGCCGACAUAGGGGGGAUGCGGGAUGUUACGAUAGCCUGACUUCCCGACUACCUUCGUGCGACCGACCGGGCUGAUGGGCGGAAUUCGUAAAGAGGAACGAGAAGAAGACGGUGCGCUUUGCGUUACGUUCGAGCAAGGAAAUUGCGUUACCGUGAAUCUUGGAUACCUCGGUUAAGAAUUAUGUACAACAUCUCGAUGUAUAUUGAUACAUAUGCGUAUGUAUAACGAUUUCGUCAGCGACAAGGCGCCAUUAACGACACAUCUCGAAAAGUGCAAGAUUAUUCAAACAGGCGGCUUCUCGUAGGCGUCGAAACGCCAAGAAACGGCAACAUUGAAUACGACGUCUCGGAGUAUUCAAGGUUCACGAUAGAAGUCGAAUACUUCUUCCGUGCCGGACGUGUGUUUUUCUUAUCUCUUACAAUACUAUGUGGAAACCGCGCGCGGGCGCAAAUCGUCGUUGCCGCAUCGGAUUGCCGUUACACGAUCGCUCGACACUUUUCUACGACGUACGACUGAUUAUAUCGUGUCUUACCCGCGCCAAUGUGGGAUUCUCCUUCUCCGUUGUUUCCGCAUCGAUCAUAUCAGCCGUCACUCCACACCACUUGUUGUACCGUGCGAACAGAUUUAUACAAAUCGAUUUUAUACCGAGGGAAAGAACGCUUCGUCGCGCGCGCGAAGCGACCGGAUUGUAGAGAAGCACUCUAGGAACCGUCGCGAAAUAUCCCCGGAUUCCGGGCUAACGUUUCCACGCAUCCUCACAUCCACGUCAGGGUGCCUUCGAUGUUGAAUUGCAAGGCGAUCAAGAGGCUGUUCGCGAACGCGGGAGGAGGUGCAAUCAAAAUGUCGAAUAUCGAAGCACAAUAAGACAAGCGGUGAUCUCCCCCUCGAGAUGCCCCAUCCUCGAGGAAAACGCGGCCUCCGUCGAGAGGAGCGAAGCUGUCGGGGCACCCUGCCUGCGUGCAUUUUAACCGGACAAGGAUCGUCCAGCGCGUACUGGGUAUUCGGAGUACCCACCACAACGAGUCCAAUUACACGAAUUAUACGGUACAGUCGUAAAUUAUACACUUAACACGAAGUAUACAUACGUAUUUGAUAUAGCGGUAGACGUAAGAGAUUUGUGAUCUAUUUAACUGUUACUUUUUACACACACACACACACAAAAACUUUACACAGGCUCUCUGAAUCACACGCAGCAUGUCUAAGCUCGAGCGUGAUUCGCGCGCGAGCUUAGACCAAGCCUGCACCAAACUCUCAUAUCUCGUAUUCAUAUUUUACACGCGAUCGACACAUAUACAUACACACACACACACACAUACACACACAUACGAGGAAUUUUUCUACUACAUUCCGCGCGGCUCUAACUGAAGGGAAGGAAUCUUAGUUUCCGGGAUAGGGAAAGAAGGCCUUUUUAAACGCUUUGAAAUUUGCUGAUUACACGCUAUUAGCGCGAUAAUAUCCUCUGUGUCACUAAUCGUAUUAUAUAUUCGAGAAGCGUCAGUCGUCGAUGACGGGUCGAUGAUGCGCGCCGCCGCGGGUGACGAACCGAGAGCGGCCGGUCGCGUUUCGACGUCACGUGCGCGACGACGCAGAAAAGGAAUCAUUGUAAUCGUGCCAUUAUGAGUAGCCGAGGUAAAACGCGAUCCGACGUUUGUACGGUAUUUAUAAUCGAAUCGGAUUCAAAAAAAAGGAAGCAAGAAACGUACUUACCGCGCGUUUAACUCGCUGAACGCUGAAACGCUACGAAUAUACACACGUAUAUCUCCGCGGGAUUAACGGGAAAUAUGACUGAGAUUCUUUGCAGGAAAUUUGUUUUCAGAGCGUUGAACCCUACUUGAUAUUUUUUCGUGAAACUUGCAUUCGCGUUAAAUUUUAAACAUUGCUGUACGAGCAGCGGGCAAGAGGAGCGACGAAGUGGGGGGAGGCGAAGUGUGUCGAUGGAAAUUUCUUAGAAACGUAGCAUACUUUAGCGAGCGAUUGAAUAAGUUUCACUGACUUGAGCACCAAGACCGAUCAUUGAUUACAUAUUACGUACAGCUGCUAGGCUGCGUUGAUUGCGUUACGGCAGGAUUAUCUGUAUGCUGAAUGUGCAAGACGAAAAGUGCAAUGUGUGUGUGUUAUCGAUUUGUACAUAUAUUGUAUGUCGAUUCGUAUCGAUUGCCCAAUUUGAAUCACUUUGUUGUCGCUAGAUUGUCUUCUCAAGGUAUUUCUCUUUGCAUUAUCGCACCGAAGAAGGAAGGAACCGAGAUAGCGCUACGUGGACGCGUGAUUGCGACGGUAUUGAUUAAGCGUUGACGUGUAAUAUGUAAGCGGAUAAAGGGACAGAAACAUUGAGAGUGAGAAAGAGAGAGAGAGAGAGAGAGAGAGAGAGUGAGUGAGUGAGUGAGUGAGGAAGAGAGAAACGGAAUCACACACGAGACGGCGGGGGGGUUCCUCCGCGUCGGGUCGACGCGCGGGGUGUACGCGCGACUCUCCAAAAUUCUCGAGGGCCAUCUGCAAUUUGACUAAUUAGAACUAAGCACAUCGCUGAAUCGGUGAAGUAACUCUGCAAAUCCGCGCGAUCAUCAUUGUAUACGUAAAUUUCACGUAUAGA